AUCAAUCACUACGAGAUUGUUGACGAACUUGGCCGCGGCACGCAUGGUAAAGUCAAGCUGGGCCGUGACCUCACCACCGAAGGGACCUUUGUCGCGAUCAAGAUUGUCGAGCGAUUUUCGAAACGACGAAAGUUGGGCAGACUUGGUACGACGGAAGACAAGGUGAAGAAGGAGGUUGCCAUCUUGAAGAAGGCUCGUCACCCAAACAUUGUGGGAUUGCUGGAAGUCAUCGACGAUCCGAAUCGUAAGAAGGUUUACAUUGUGCUUGAAUGGGUGGAACGUGGAGAGAUCAACUGGCGGCUGGAAUAUGUACCCAUCAUGACUUUGGAACAGUGUCGAGUCGCAUUCCGGGAUACUCUGCUUGGUCUACAGUAUCUGCACUACCAGGGUAUCGUCCACCGCGACAUCAAGCCUCCCAAUCUCCUCGCAACGUACGACAAUCGAGUCAAGAUUUCCGACUUUGGCGUGUCGUACUUGGGCAAACCAGUACGCGAUGGCGAAUCGGAGGACACCGUCGGCACUCCUGCUUUCUACGCGCCGGAACUAUGCUUCACGGAGCCCACCGAGGAACCUGUGCCUGUGACAAAGGCGAUUGAUGUCUGGGCCAUGGGCAUCACACUGUUCUGCAUGCUGUUUGCGCGCACGCCAUUUGUGGAUUCAGAGUACGUUGUCAUGCGUCAGAUCGCUGACGAGGAGAUUUACAUCCCCGACAAGAGACUUCAACCCCCAACGGCAUCCAGCCGACGCGGAGAACUCGAUUUGAUCUACGAAGACAUCAGCGAUGAACUUCAGGAUCUGUUACACCGUCUCCUCAUCAAAGACCCACGACAUCGAAUUACGCUAGAGGAAGUGCGACAUCAUCCUUGGGUUCUUGAGGAU
Molecule: messenger RNA, 879 nt
Organism: Zymoseptoria tritici IPO323
Lineage: Eukaryota; Fungi; Ascomycota; Dothideomycetes; Mycosphaerellales; Mycosphaerellaceae
Product: Ca2+/calmodulin-dependent protein kinase
Exons: 4
Biological process (GO): protein phosphorylation
Molecular function (GO): ATP binding; protein kinase activity
Source: RefSeq, a predicted model, not a curated record